AUGGAGACCCAUCCGCAUCCUCUGUGUGUCAGGCCACGACGAGUGGAGAACUAUCUGUUGUGUGAACACAUCUUUGACACCCUAGCUUCUGCGUCGGGCGGACUGCUUCACGGUCACACAUUCCAGGCCAAUCCAACUGCCUGCACCGCUGCGAUUGCAGUCCAGGAGAUUGUCAAGAAGGAAAAGCUGCCAGAAAAUGAGCUCGAGCUCGGGCUGCUAGAACUUGUUGGCGAUAUCCGAGGCCGCAGCCUCUUCUGGUCGGUCGAGUUCAUGCGAGACAAGCACGACAAGAUUCCCUUCGAAGGUGAUUCCGGCUUCUACAACGAGGCUGUCGUGCGCGGGCUGGAGCUCGGGCUAAACAUUCUUUGGGCUCUGGCAAGACACGUGAGGUGCACGCGGAGCAUCUCAUGGCUGACCGAGGCGGAGCUGCGACGGAGGCUUGGGCUGCUGAAACAGGCCGUGGAUGUGAGCAAGGAUUUCGGGUACGGUGGAGCCAAUAGCAACAUCUAGACCAAUGUAUUGUCCGAAUGGUGCUAUCCACGGCAUGGUGCAUAUAUAUUAUCCGGUUCAUUCCGUACAUCGGUGAAAUGGCAUCGUGCUCGCUCUGGAGGAGAAGGGUCAUGGCACUCGACCUGAUCCAGCGGUCUUGAACAUACUCGAACAUUCUCGGCUUUCCCUUGAGACAUGCAUGAGCCAAGACAUGCAGCUAACUGACGUGCUAAACCGUCACCACUUGUCUCAUGACGAUCGUUAGGCUCUCGGGCCCAUGCCGCCGGUAGCGCCGCCCCGCAAUCGUCGUGAUGCAAUUAGUUGGGUUCGGUUUUUUCUUCGGUUUACGAGAUGCUGCAUUAAUCAGAAACGCGGGCUGAUACUCAGUUUAUUGUACCCUGAAUUACUUAAC
Messenger RNA from Ilyonectria robusta, 901 nucleotides. RefSeq lists its product as uncharacterized. Gene Ontology annotation, molecular function: pyridoxal phosphate binding; transaminase activity. The transcript has 3 exons. The coding region runs from base 1 to 510 and encodes 169 amino acids. NCBI's taxonomy places the organism in Eukaryota, Fungi, Ascomycota, Sordariomycetes, Hypocreales, Nectriaceae. The record is from RefSeq and is a predicted model, not a curated record.